Molecule: messenger RNA, 1743 nt
Organism: Bacillus rossius redtenbacheri
Lineage: Eukaryota; Metazoa; Arthropoda; Insecta; Phasmatodea; Bacillidae
Product: synaptic plasticity regulator PANTS
Exons: 3
Coding region: 135-566 (143 amino acids)
Source: RefSeq, a predicted model, not a curated record
ACGUUUUAAUCUGGGUACAUGGAUAAAGCAUUGACUUACCAGUCUUCUCUUAAAUAGUCUUUGGUUGUAAUUAAUCUUUGCUUUAUUUUCGAAUUUAGUUUUGAAGGUUAUGGUAAAUUGUUACGUGCCGGAUAAUGGAAGAUGAAGAUUGUAAGGAUGCGUGGAUGGUUCGUCCCUGUAUGCUGUACAAAGAGGAGUACAAGGAAUGCACAUGCCUGAAGGGAAGGUUUCACCAGUAUUUCAUCCAUGGGAAAACAAUCGACUGCUCCCAAUGGGAGAGAGAUUACGAAAACUGCAACAGGUGGUCCAAAGGAGGUGACAAGAAAGCUUUGGCGGAAAUUGUGAAGAGCGAAACGGACAGGCGAUUGAAACGUCUGGCAAACCACUACAAGAACAACGUGUGGGAGAAGAGAACUGAGCCCCCGGAGGACUGGAACAAGCCCCUUCCAGACUGGAUGGAGAAGGAGUUUCAGACGUCGUACUUGCAGCUGAGAUCUCAGGAGAUGAAGCUCGACGGCGCAGAAAAACCACCGACCGCAGAAAGAACUCUGUGCGUGUUGCUCUGAGGUCGUGGUUCUUAAAACUCCAAAGGUGCUGUAAAGAAUGUGUGCAGAAGUAGUCGUACUUGUUAGAUGUGUAUUUCUGGGAUCGUCCAUAAUAUAUUUGAGUUAACGAGUAUUAGUUGUAUUUCUGCUUUUGCCAUUUAAAUUUACUUAGAAUAUUAAUUUCAACCAGCUGUGUACAUUAUAAAUAACUAUUUGUUCUACUAAUUUAAUUUUUGGUUGUUUAUGUAUAUUUUGUCUUGAAAGGGUAAAUACUGUAUCUACCUAAACAUCAAAUUAGCCUUGCUCCUCUAAUAUUUAGACGAUAACCACAAGUGUUUGUUUUUUAGAAUAAGUCUCACACCAAACUGUAAAAAAUAUAGCUUGAGGCCAUAUUUCAAAUUUUUAUUAAAUGUAUAUUAUGGACUUAAAUUUUUUUUUCAGAAGUAUAGAUUGCUGAUGGUGAUGUCUGCCAAUUAUUUUUCAGCAUUCUUUAUUCUAGCUUCAAGAAUACUAUUAAAUGUAUUAAUAUUUCCAGUAAAAUUCUUUAUGUAAGUAUAUUUCUCGAAAUACAGCAGGCAGUAAAUAUUUAAUCUAUGAAUUAACUGUGAUUUAUAACAUGUUUACCGCAACGCGAAGGAAAAGAGCUUCAUGAAUGUAAAAUGGCUAUAGAUCACAGCUUUAUUAUUUACGCAGUGAAGUGCCAGUGAUAUCUCGGCCAUGAAUCAUCUAAACCAGUUUCACGUUACAAAGAUUAAAGAUUACAAACAAAAUAAAUUGUGAAUUUCUGAGGAAGUGCACAACAAAUUCUCACAUUUCAAAGAAUUUUUUUUUUUUUUUGCAAUACCACCAUCUCUAAGUUUUUUCUUUUUUUCCCCAGUCACAUAAAUGAUUUUUCACCACAAGGUAUUUUCUUCCCGCAACACGAGUUCUAAUUUCCUGAACAUUUUUAAUCAUUUUAGGUUUUGCAGCAGCUGUAGAUAAUAGCAACAACAAUUCAUUAGUAACCAUUGCAAUGUCCUUCUCACAGAAAAACACACAAACCAUGUGCAAGAUGUCAGUUGUACAUUGAGCAACAGCAGGUUAACCAACAUUAGCGCUUGAUGGAUUUAGAUUAAUUUUAUUUUUAAAACUGUGAUAUUUCUGGUAUGUUGUUUUUAUUUUCCAUGAGGUUUGUUUAUUCAAUAAAUAUGGCACUGGA